Messenger RNA from Anolis sagrei ordinatus, 1308 nucleotides. RefSeq names its product centromere protein P (gene CENPP). Lineage: Eukaryota; Metazoa; Chordata; Lepidosauria; Squamata; Anolidae. Gene Ontology annotation, biological process: CENP-A containing chromatin assembly. The record is from RefSeq and is a predicted model, not a curated record. Gene Ontology annotation, cellular component: chromosome, centromeric region; nucleus.
CUUCCCACAGAGAGAGGGGUGUCGAGCAGCUAUCUCCUGCUAAUAAAGAAUUUUGGUGUUUGAGAAAUGAAUAACAAUGAUGUUCAGGCUUAUAAAGAUGAAAUCCAAUCUUUGGAGGAAGAAAUUAAAAUGUUAACAGAAGAAUAUGAAUGCUGUCAACAUGCGUCAAUGGCUUAUUCUGAUGGGGACAUAAUUAAAGUAAUGAAAUCACUUAAAAGAACAUCUCAAGAAGAACUAAGGCAAUAUCAAUCUUCUCCGGAUUUGAAAACUCAGAAUGAGUUGUUAGAAGCUGACCUCUCCUUCAUAAUGAAACUUACAGGCAUUUGCUUCACACAUUAUACCAGGAAGCCUGUGGAGAAAAAUGGAACUAAAGCUACACAUAAGUAUCAAUUAUCAGGAAACUGUCAGUCAGUGCCCUUUCAAAUGGAAUUUCAACUUCUAGAAGAAAAUGAGAAUAAGAAAACCAUUUCAGCCACAGUUACAGAUCUUAACAUUGUAAUCAAAUCUGAGGAAUAUUCUGAUUUAAGUAAAUUUGUAUCCAGGAUAGAAGAGAGUGGGAAUCUGUUGCUGUUCUUCAAGACUCUUUGGUCUUUCUCUGAAUGGUAUGAACACCGGACACACACAUUCACUCAUUUCAAGAGCAAGUAUCCCGAAGUUGUUGUACUUCCUGAAGGAUCAUCUGGCAAUUACAUGCUCCUAAGAAACAAGCAGCUUCCUGGGCUUGAACUAAUGAUUGUUUGGAAGAUACGUGUAGAUGAAGAAGGAAAUCUUACACCAGCUUUGGAUCUCCUACACAAAAUACCAGUGUCAGUUGAGAAGGUGAACAGGUUUGCCUUAGAUGCGCCAAGCAGCUUCAGGAGCCUCUUGCAUGUCCUUGGGAUCAAAGAUGCCAUAGAAACACUUAUCACGGCAUUUUGCAAUGGCAAAUGAGCAAGAAGACGUUAUGUUAUGCAUCCGUAGCUUUAAUGAAUAUAAACAUUAAAUUAUUUUCCAUUUACAAACUAUAUCCAUAAAACAUGCUAUCUGUACAAUUAUGGCACAUAUAUAUAAAUUGUCAGACAAAUAAAUACAGCCAUUUAAAUACAAAAUGCUAAAUAAUAAGGUACAAGUUGAGUGAAUUUCAUUUAAAAACUGACUUCCUCACAGUCAAAGUGGUUUUACCCCUCUGUAGCAUUUCUUAGGAGUUCUUCAGAUCAACCCGAUCAAUUCAAGUUUGCAAAAAGUGGCAGUUUUUGUUCACAGUUGUAUAUGCAAAUGGUUUCAAUGGUACCCAGAAGUGUAAUGAAAUAAAGUUUAAGAUACAAAAUA